Molecule: messenger RNA, 996 nt
Organism: Cercopithifilaria johnstoni
Lineage: Eukaryota; Metazoa; Nematoda; Chromadorea; Rhabditida; Onchocercidae
Source: the annotation of a GenBank genome assembly
AUGAGCGGUCGUAGAGGUGGUAGCUGUCGGGAUGACGAAAUACCGACAUUAUAUGUACGACAGGUACAUUACUCCGCUCGGCCUGAUGAUUUACGUGCUUUGUUCGAACGAAUGGGACCUGUUCGUGAUGUCUAUAUUCCGUUGGAUUAUUAUACACGUGAAUCACGAGGUUUUGCAUACGUAAAAUUUGAAUUCACACGGGAUGCAGAAGAUGCUUUGAGAGAGUUGAAUGGUGCAAGCAUUCUGGGAAGACGUAUCGAGGUUGAAUGGGCCGAAGGACAACGAAAAACAAAAACAGAAAUGCGUGCAAGAGAUUCCUAUAGUUCAUAUCGUGUUCGAAGCCGUUACCGCAGUCGCUCACCUUACAAGUCUGAACGUGAGCGUUCACCUCGACGACGAUCACGUUCAAGGCGUCGUUCACAUUCAAGGUCAAAACGACGAUUACACAAUUCACGACAUUAUUCGAAGUCACGACAUCAUCACGGCAGUACAAGAUCAAGAAACAGUAGGAGCACGAGUGUUCGAAAAAAGCGAGAUAGGAGUCAGAAAAUAGAGAAAUCGAGAUCGCCGCCUGUUUCUGGAUUAUUACUACAUUCAUUAGAUGAAAUUAAGAAUCUAAAUGAUGAGAAGCAAGAUAUUGUUGUGGAUGAACACAAUAUUUCAAAUCGACAAUCUGCCGAAGAUCUUAAAGAACCAAUCGAUGAACUGGAGAUAAGAAGUGAGGCUCGAAUCAGUGAUAUUGAAGUCGAUGAAAAGCAAAUUCAAGAAGCUGUUCAGACAAAUGGAAGCAUUAACAAUAUUGAGGAUCAUAUCGGAGUAGAAGUUGAUGGAAGUAAUGCUUCAGCAACGGAAGAGAAGGAUAAAGUAGUCACGGAUAUUGAAGUAAUUGAUGAGAUUGUUGAAAAAAAUGGCAUUUUUUUCAAUGAUACGGUAGAUGGUUGUCUCGAUGAUAAUAUUAAUGUCCAGGAAUUACUAAUAACUGAUACCACCAAUUAA